Messenger RNA from Cyprinodon variegatus (sheepshead minnow), 3099 nucleotides. It is a transcript of the gene kcnn1a, whose product is annotated as small conductance calcium-activated potassium channel protein 3-like. Gene Ontology annotation, cellular component: neuron projection; plasma membrane; neuronal cell body. Gene Ontology annotation, biological process: potassium ion transmembrane transport. The transcript is spliced from 6 exons. Lineage: Eukaryota; Metazoa; Chordata; Actinopteri; Cyprinodontiformes; Cyprinodontidae. The record is from RefSeq and is a predicted model, not a curated record. Gene Ontology annotation, molecular function: small conductance calcium-activated potassium channel activity; calmodulin binding. The coding region runs from base 300 to 2777 and encodes 825 amino acids.
AUUGAGUGUGGAUGCUGGAUUCAACCUCUUCUUCAGCAGCAUAUAAUGUAGCCUAUUGUCGGAGCACCCCAAAGGAGAGAUCGAUCUCCUGCAACCUGUGCGCGCAUGGCACGCAUAGGACCGAUACUGAGUGGAAGGCGGUGUUGUGGCUGUAUAUGGUGACGUCUUAAAGGCAGGUCUUGGUCAAACCUACCAAUGGUACAAGUCGGUCCUACUCUGCUAGGACUGAGCGCAAUGAAUGGGUGUCGGAGCUCUACACGGCUAAGGAGCACCCGCAGCGCAACCAGGCGGAUAAGGGGAUGCGGCAUCGGUACGCGGGAGCUGUCCAUCAGCACCACAUACCCGACGAAAAGCAAGGAAGCAGCGAGCGGAGCCGAGAGCAAGUCGCUCCCGUUUUCAGCCUGCCGCCCCCGCCCUCUUCUCACCAGCGAGUCCGCACUUCAGCCACCGCCGCUCAGCGCCAGAGCCUCCAGGAGCUCCCGUGCGUGAGCCAGCCCUCCCGGAGAACGGUUCGCAGCGGCGACCCUCUGCCGCUGGCAAGCUACAGCACCGGCCGGCGACCUUCACGCGAAACCGGUCAGCAGGAUCCCUGGGCCCCGGACGGCUCCCAGCAGCCGCCGCCGCUGCAGUCAGAGAGGGAGGCUGUUUUUCCAAGCUGCCACUGCAGCUUUUCGGAGCAAGAAGCGAGCCUUUCUGAUAACCGACCCCAUCCUUGUCACCCUCUCCCCCCGAAACCCUCCCCACCGUUCCCACCACGCAUACCGCCGCCGCCAACGUCUUCCUCCUCCUCUCUGCUCUUUUCCCGGGGAUCUGAACGAGAGAACCGUCUCCGAAGGAGUGCCAAUAAUCACCAACAGGCGAACGCUGUGGAACGCUGCAGGGGAGGAGGAGGAGCAGGAGGGCACCAAGACCACAGACAGUUGUUGCAGCAACAGCAACAGCAACAGCACUGUCAUUUAGGACUCCAACAGAGGGACCCCUCCCCUGAAGGAAGCCGUGCAAACUCACAAAAAGGGCGCUCUUUGGAUGCAUGCGAGUCAAACGAGGCUGAGAAAGCGUUUCAGUGUCAGACUCCGGAUCUGCAGCAGCAACAGAUCCCACAGUUGCGUGCGCAGCAACAGCUACUGGUGGGAAGCAGUCUGCCCGUCAACUACUGCGCAAGCGGCUCCGGAGAGCUAUGUAGGACUCACCGGGAUCCACUGCUGCAACAGCAGCUGCUGCAGCAGCAGCUGCACUGUGACAAAGAUCGCAAUAAGUGUGGAAGGAUCACCGCGGAGGGCGGUCAGGCGCAGCAACACAGCCGCGGCUCCCGCGUAACCCCCCCUGCAGCACCGCCGCCGCCGCCGCCGCGGCACACUUACGCGGGCAACUCGUCUGCUACUGGCAGCCACAGCAGCAGAGACAGCCCCAACUACGGCUCCAGCUAUCACCUGUGGCCGGAGAGCCCGCAUAAAGGAGAGGAGAGGAUACGCAUCGACCUCCAUCAGGCCUCAACUGAGCAGAAGAAGCUGAGCCAUGCUGGAUCCAAGCCCUCCCUCUCUGAGAGCAGUGGCAGACUCCCUCAGAUAGCCAUGAACACCUGCAAAUACAAUGGCGGAGUGGUAAGACCACUAGUGGGCAGCCUGGCGUCCUCGUCGCGCCGAAACCUUGCAGAGCUCGACUCAGAAACGCAACCCUUGCAGACCCUGCACAGCUCCGGGUUGGAGGUGGUAGUGUCCAAGGGAAACGGCGGUGAAGACCCCAGUAAGGCAUCCAACGAGAGCCUCGUCAGGGAGGGCAGCGGGCGAAGCAGAGGCCGGGCUCCACAAAAGAAGAACAGGGACAUUGGCUACAAACUCGGUCACCGGAGGGCGCUGUUCGAGAAGCGAAAGCGACUCAGUGACUACGCACUCAUCUUCGGGAUGUUCGGAAUUGUUGUCAUGGUGACGGAGACAGAACUUUCAUGGGGGGUUUACACUAAGUCCUCCUUGCAGCUUUUCAUGGUCGACAAUGGCGCGGACGAUUGGAGGAUAGCCAUGACGUAUGAACGAAUCUUCUUCAUCGUGCUGGAGCUUCUGGUGUGUGCCAUUCACCCUAUCCCAGGCCAGUACGUCUUCACUUGGACGGCGCGGCUGGCCUUCACCUACACGCCGUCCGUGGCCGACGCCGACGUGGACAUCAUUCUCUCCAUUCCCAUGUUCCUGAGACUCUACCUGAUCGGCAGGGUCAUGUUACUCCACAGCAAGCUGUUCACGGAUGCUUCAUCCCGCAGUAUCGGCGCCCUCAACAAAAUCAACUUCAACACCCGCUUUGUCAUGAAAACCCUCAUGACCAUCUGUCCGGGAACGGUGUUGCUGGUGUUCAGUAUAUCCUCCUGGAUCAUUGCUGCAUGGACUGUGCGUGUCUGUGAGAGGUAUCAUGACAAACAGGAAGUGACCAGUAACUUCCUGGGAGCCAUGUGGCUCAUCUCUAUCACCUUCCUCACCAUUGGCUACGGUGACAUGGUGCCGCACACGUACUGUGGGAAAGGCGUGUGUCUGCUUACGGGAAUCAUGGGAGCUGGUUGCACUGCGCUGGUGGUUGCAGUGGUUGCCAGGAAGCUGGAGCUGACCAAGGCUGAGAAGCAUGUCCACAACUUUAUGAUGGACACACAACUCUGCAAACGAGUAAAGAACACAGCUGCCAAUGUACUCAGGGAAACAUGGCUCAUUUACAAACACACCAAGCUGGUCAAGAAGAUAGAUCAUGCCAAGGUGCGGAAACACCAACGCAAGUUUCUCCAAGCCAUCCACCAGUAAGUCCUGGACUUCCUGCGCUUUAAUCGACCGUCUAAACUGGUUGCUGCCCUUUUAAAAAUCUCUCUCCAGAAAGUAAAAAUAAAUAAAUACUUUUAGUGUACUGGUUAUAUUGCUAAUAUGGUAAAGAACUGUAGCCAUAGCUGUAUAGAGUUGUUGUUUUAGUGUUGUUGUCGUGUAAAUUUAAACAGAUACACACAAACACACUCAAACUAUUGUGAUGGUCCUUCCUCUUUCCCUCCCCUCCUCCCUUUACCCCCUCCAACCCUCUUCUACCCUGCGCUUACAGCGACAAGUGUAACAGUUUCACUCGUUUCGUGAAUGU